UUAGGCACAAGAGAGCAGGGCGACAGCAACAGGCGAGAAACCCAGAGGGCUUCUGCAGUCCCAGUGGUGUCUCAGCCCAGUGCUUGGGACCUGUAGGGAACGCAGGCAGCAUUUAAAACAGAAUACUAGCUACUGCUGCUGAAGGCAGGGUGUCCUCUCACAGAGGAGGCUCUGCUGGGCUUGUACCAGCUGUAAAGAGGUUCUGCUAAAUUACAGAAGCUACCUAACCAAAGCUGCAUUAUGGAGCUGAGGUCUGGUGAGCCAUCAGGGAAGGUAAAAGAAAGGGAGAAAGGAAAGAGAGCCCACAGAGACUCCUCACAAGAGGCACUUGAAUGGAGGGAGUCCUUCGACCAGCUCCUGAAGAGUAAAAGUGGGGUGACAGCCUUCCACACCUUUCUGAAAACAGAGUUCAGUGAGGAGAACCUGGACUUCUGGCUGGCCUGUGAGGACUUCAAAAAGACCCGGUCGAAAACCAAGCUGGCCUCCAAGGCCAACAGGAUCUUCGAGGAGUUUGUCCAAAAUGAGGCACCCAGGGAGGUGAAUAUCGACCACGAAACCAGGGAGAUCACGAGGAAGAACCUUUCAGGUGCCACCUCCACUUGCUUCAAUGAAGCCCAAGCCAAGACACGCACUUUGAUGGAGAAGGACUCCUACCCCCGGUUCCUGAAGUCUGCUUCCUACCAGGACAUGACCAAGCAGGCCACCAGCCGUGGCAUCAGCAAGCGGUCGCAUACCUGACCCGAGCUCAAAUCCACCAUGGGAGAACAAGCCAGGGGACCAGGCAGAGGCUGAGAGACAGUUUACAAAGGCUGAGGUCCAUGUGGUGGGGUUUCAGAUGAAGUCCUGGCAUUUUAGUAGGAUCCUCAGGACCUCAAGCGCUUCCUGCUUCUCACCAAGCUGCUGGGAAGAGAGGUCCUCCCUCUCUGGAGGAGCAGAGCGGGUAGGAAGCCAUUGCCUUCCCUUGCAGCAUGGCUGGAAACCUGCACCACCACAGGGACAGCGAGUAAUUGGAUUGGAGUUCCAAGCCCAGGAAAAAGAGACUGGAUUCCCCUGAGCAUCCCUAACCAGAGAGCCCCUGCCUGCUCUCAGGACUCUGCCUCUGAACUGCAGAGCCAGCCUGCAACUCCCACCGUGCCCAGGGCAACCACCCCAGACCUGCCCGCAGGGCUCUUCCUACAGGGAACGGCCAGAACACAAGUCCAAAAGACUCCAUGGCAUUUUCAGCUGGAGGAACCCUGUGCUUGCCUCCCCCUGAUCCCAAGAUCCUUCUUCUGCUGCUUCCUACGCAUGCUCUGCAUCAAAGCUCAAUGCCUUCUUCCUCCACAGUGCACCCCUAGCAGUGACAUUUCCAUCCCUCGCUUAAGUGACGUGACCUUCAGCUGGCACACGUUCUUAGGUCACCUGCAUCACUUUUUAUUACUGUUAUGGUUAUUUAUUUGGUCAUCCUCAUUGUUGUGUAAUAUUUAUUGGAAGAGCACUGCUGAAAGCAUACAAGCUGGUACAUUAAAUUAUUCUAGAUGUUGUAGCACUUGGCAUGCUGCCCACCUUUCCUGUAGGAUAGCUUCAGAGAGAUGAGCAGACAGACCUGGAUUGUGACUGUGGAGCAAGGUAUGUGAGCAGCAGCAGCAAGAGUGGAAGCCUGGCAAGGGCUGCCAGUGGGGUCAAAGGCAGCAGGUUUCCCAUGAGCCUGGUGGAGUGUUGGUGAUGGUAAGAAGAUGCUUUGUGGUCCAUGCUAGUUCCUUUCUCCCCUUGAGGAUGUGGAUGGCAUCCCAUAGCCUAGCAGCUUGUCCUAGACAGAAUAGCGAUGUAAACCAAGCACUUUGCUGAGUGAUCCUGUUGAAAACCCUUUUUAUUUUACACUUAAGAGAGAAAAACUGAGGCUUUCCCCUGGUUUUGAAUUUGGCCUGGUGUUCUCUUGGACAGUGAACCCAGUCUGCAGCCACAGCACUUUAGCAGAAACCCAGGGAGCUGAGUGAAACAGGGAUGCGUGCUGGGAAUUCAGCAUCUCGGGGGGCAGCAGGACAGUUCAUCAGCUCAUACUUGUGGGAUGAGCUCUUCAGAAAAGAAGCAGGCAUGCCUGGGUCCUGCAUUCACUCUGGAAAGAUGUGGAUCCUGGUUGGCAGCAAUGGUGCCAGCAGUUGUGUGGGUGGGUGUUGGGGACCCCACAGGUGUCCUGCGCUGGGACACGGGGAAUGUGCCAUCAGCACCAGUCCCUCCUGAGACAGCCUGGGGCUGCCACAUGUGCUUCCAUUUACCCCUAAAUACCAAACCUGGAGGCCCUCCUCUUGCUGGCACUUGCUGAGAAAACUACCUUUUGCCUCCCUGAACAUCAGCUGGAGCACAGGAUUUCUUGGACUUUUCAUGGC
Messenger RNA from Dryobates pubescens (Downy woodpecker), 2366 nucleotides. RefSeq names its product regulator of G protein signaling 16 (gene RGS16). Lineage: Eukaryota; Metazoa; Chordata; Aves; Piciformes; Picidae. The record is from RefSeq and is a predicted model, not a curated record. Bases 241 to 738 code for a protein of 165 amino acids. The transcript has 4 exons.